This is a messenger RNA of Bemisia tabaci, 2117 nucleotides long. RefSeq names its product UNC93-like protein MFSD11. NCBI's taxonomy places the organism in Eukaryota, Metazoa, Arthropoda, Insecta, Hemiptera, Aleyrodidae. The record is from RefSeq and is a predicted model, not a curated record.
GCAUAUUCCACGUGAGCGAUUCUUAUCCUGAAUAUGAUAGGCCGAAAAUUAGAGCACUUAAUGUUCAUUUCAUUUCAGGUAUACAUUAAGUUUUUGAUACCACGUGUGAAUUUCUCUAAAGAAGUUACCCUCUGCACUACUUGCAAGAACUCCGCCUGUAAUCUUCGUUCAUUUGCCCGAAUAGCAUUACCGGACAUGCAUAAAUAACGCUAUUUGUCUAUAAUUUUUUUACGGUGAAUUAUCGACUACUUUAUAGAAAAAUAGAACUUAAAGCUGUCGUACUAUUCAUUGCUUUUAUCAAGCCGCAUGGUUUAGUGUUAUUUUUUUUUUAAAGUAGUUUGGUUGAAGAAUUUGAGAAUUGUGCGGUCAUUCGAUUCUAUUUGCAUUGCGGUCGAUGCGUCGUGAAACAGAGUUUCAUGCCUGAGAUUUUUAGCUUGAAUUUAGUGCUCAGUGUGGUUGUGAGUAGGUGACUUUAAUAUUGUCUAAUUAAAUUUCUACAGCAACGUUUAAAAUUGUACAUACAUAAUGGCUUUCCAUUGUCCAUUUAUUACUUGGGAUAAAAAUUUGGCUAAUAUCGUCUACCUUGGAUUAUGCUUUUUUGUUGCGAUGGCGUCAAACUCUACCAUCGUGAACUUACAGAAAAUACUGACUACAAGUAUUUAUGAUGAAAACGAAGUAUUUGCCGGCGAUGGAUACGUAGGUCUCGCCAUUAACUACGUGUUCCUUGCCGCCAGCAUUUGGCUAACACCGAUAGUGAUGACUUACAUUGGCAUCAAGAAUGCUUUAAUUAUUGGAGCCAUUGGAGAUUUCAUUUACGGCCUGUCAUUUUACCUGGAGAGCGCUGCUGCAUUUUAUGUCAUUUGUGCUUUGACGGGAAUUUCUCAUAGCUUGUUAUGGACAGGCCAAGGAGCCUAUUUAAUAGAAAAUUCGUCCUCUAAAACAAUCAAUAGAGAUUCACUAAUAUUUUACUUUCUUUAUCACAUUGCGACACCAGUGGGCAACAGUCUCGCAUUCCUGCAGUUGAAUGGGAUAACAACAAUACAUUCGGAAACGAGAAUGUCGAUUCUGAACUGUCUCAACUCGAUCGGAGCGCUCUCUGUGAUCAUGUUCCUUUUCCUCCCCCCCGUGACGAAAUUCGAAAAAAGCAAAAGAGAGCACCUGCUUGAGACUAACAAAGGCGUCGACGCGCUGUUUAAGGCUUGGAAAGUAUUCACCAACAAGGACAUGGUGAUUUUGGUUCUUGUUUUCAUUUACACAGGAUUUCAGGUAGCCUUUUCUGAGACAAUUUACAACUCAAGUGUUGGAUUUACUUUAAGUUUAGAGCAAGAAGCCAAAGAACUUGUCCCUCUGGCAGCUGUCUACAGCGGAGUUGGGACUAUCCUUGGCGUCUUUCCACAAGUAUUUUUCAAAUUUAUGCCAUGCAGAUGGGAAAAAAGCAUCAACAUGCUAAUUGGAACCGUUUGUCAAGACAUAUCUUAUAUACUCUCUCUUCUUAAUCUACCUGACCAAUCGGCGUUUGGAGAUAACCUCGACAUGGGCUUCUACUUGAAUAGCGUUCCCGUGGCCAUGAUGAGCAGCGCCCUCCUAAGCGUCGGUAACAUAUGCAUUCACACAUACAUUGCGUCUCUAUUGUACGAAAUGUACCACGAAGAAUCGGAGGCUGUGUCCGCCGUAUCAUGUUUUGUGGAGUUCGCCGCUUCUGCAGCUUGUUUCUUCUACAGCACAAUGAUCGGGUUACACUCCCAACUUGUUUUAUUGAUGGGUUUCAGUAUUCUCGGUCUGAUAGCUUUCUUGAGAGUGGAUACAAAGGUGACGAAUCAGCAAAUUAAACAAGAAAAAAUAGCCAAAAUAAAAGACUUACAAUUAGAUAUAGGAAUAAAUCGUACGGCAAGUAACCAAUAAUAUACAUAGGUACUCGCUGUUUGUUGUAUGUUGUUGCUUUUUUAGAAUUAAAACACGCAACGAACGAACAAAGAAAAAGACAAAUAAUAAAAAAAAUUCGGGCCGAUCCGAUCUAGAAUAAUGUUCCUGUCCGUUAUGAAUACAUUUUGUAAAAAUGUUACUCAAUGUGCUUGGACCACAAAUAAACUGAUUUUUUUCCUUUCUUGCUUGAUGAA